Molecule: messenger RNA, 3144 nt
Organism: Coniosporium apollinis CBS 100218
Lineage: Eukaryota; Fungi; Ascomycota; Dothideomycetes
Exons: 8
Coding region: 1-3144 (1047 amino acids)
Biological process (GO): proteolysis
Cellular component (GO): cytoplasm
Molecular function (GO): calcium-dependent cysteine-type endopeptidase activity
Source: RefSeq, a predicted model, not a curated record
AUGGCCUCGAACGACGACAUCGUUGACCCGAUAAUGGACGACAACCGGGACCGCUCGCGGUCUGACUCAAUCAUUGUUAUCAGAAGAAACACAUCUUCGCCGCCGCCGAAGCGCAAGGUGAAGAAGCAGGCGCCUCAGAAAAGUGUCGACGAAUUUUGGAACAAGUUCACCUCCAAGCACCCCGGCAAGGCGUUUACCAUCCUUCCCGACAACCUUUACGCAAAGCGCGCAGCUGCGCAUGCGCCGAAGGGCGUCGUACCCGGCCAGAACGCCGUUGCUUCCUACGCUGAAGCUGUAGAGAGCUGCAAGUCCAAGGUCGCAAAGAUUGUCAAAGAGUGCCGGCGCAUCAACCAGAAGUACCGAGACCCUCACUUCGAUAUCGAGACGGACUUUAAGCGCGUGUAUCCUCCGGAUUGCUUGACAACUUUGGACGAGACGGGGACACGGUUGUUUCCCGGUUCUGUGAAAAGAGUCGAGGACGUCUUCGAAGAUCCCGCGUUUUUCCUAGAAGGCGCAACGGCCAAUGAUGUUCGGCAAGGGAACGAUGGUGAUUGCUGGUUCAUGUCUGCGCUCUGCACGCUGAGCAACAAGGAAGGACUCAUUGAGAAGGUCUGUGUAGCGCGUGACGAGCAAGUGGGUGUCUAUGGCUUCGUCUUCCACAGAGAUGGAGAGUGGAUAUCGGAGGUCAUCGACGACAAGCUUUACCUGAUAAAGAAGGAUUUCGACGACUCGGACAUCGAUCGAUACCAGUUCCUCGAGCUGCAUAACCGCAAAGCUCCGGACGAGGAGUACCGCACAGUGUUUCAGACCGGGUCACAAGCGCUGUACUUUGCACAAUGCAGCGAUCCCAAUGAGACCUGGCUGCCGCUCCUUGAGAAGGCGUAUGCGAAGGCUCAUGGAGAUUACUCGUCCAUUAAUGGGGGCUUCGUUGGGUCAGGCAUCGAAGAUCUCACCGGCGGGGUAACAACCGAAGUGUUCGCAACCGAUAUCUUAGACAAGGACAAGUUUUGGAAAGAAGAGCUCAUGAAUGUAAACAAGCAGUUCCUGUUCGGCUGUGGGCAGAUGGGCGGUCUAUACGGACAAAGGAGAGGCAUACAAGAGAAGCACGCAUAUUCUAUCAUGGAGGCAAGGGAGGUUGGCGGUGUGCGGCUACUCAAGUUGAGGAACCCAUGGGGCAAGACUGAGUGGACGGGUGCUUGGAGUGAUGGCUCAGAGCAAUGGACGCCAGAGUGGAUGACAGAGUUGGACCAUAGGUUUGGUGAUGAUGGGGUCUUCUGGAUUUCCUACAAAGACCUCCUCCGCAACUACCAGCACUUCGAUCGUACGCGCCUGUUCGGCGAAGAAUGGACCGUAACGCAGCAGUGGACAAGCCUGAAUGUGCCGUGGUCUGUCGACUACCUAGACACGAAAUUCAAAAUCAGCCUUGACAAGCCUGGCCCAGCUGUCAUCGUGCUCGCGCAGCUCGAUGACAGGUACUUCCGGGGUCUGGAAGGCCAGUACGAGUUCCAUCUUGCGUUCCGCCUGCACAAAGACGACGAAGAAGACUACAUUGUCCGCAGCAGCGGGCCGUACUACAUGAAACGCUCGGUCAGCACGGAGCUAGAUCUCAAGGCUGGCAAUUACACCGUCUUGCUCAAGAUCACUGCCGUCAGAGAUUCGAACGCCAGGGCGGCUGAAGAAGUCAUCCGCGAUACCUGCAACAACCGACGGGCGAAGCUACUUGCUACCGGCUUGAGUUACGAUCUAGCGCACGCUAAGGGCCAAUUCAAAGAGUCGGAGUCGGAGAAGGCCACGCGGGAGAAGAAAGAGGAAAGAGCGGAAAGGAAAGAUCAGGCGAAGAAGAGGCAUGAUGCAUUUCGCAAGAUCCGUCAGAAAGAGAAACUGCGCAGGAAGAGAAAAGAAGCGAAGGUAGCAGAAAGGAAGGCAGCCAAGCUAGCUGAGAGGAAAGAGCAUACGCCCGCCGCGACCGAGGUCGAAAUCAUCUCAACCAGGCUUCAGGAGAUCAUAGUCGAAGAUCCCAUCCACGAAGCGGGUCUCGGCAUCCACGUCCACAGCGAAGACGAAGCCAGGGCAACAAUUGCCUCGCCGCCCCUGAAACCCACCAUCAACGGCCCUGCUGACUAUCCAGGCGGUAACGGCAUCUCCGCAGGCCGCAAAGGGUCUCAUGCCGGUCACUCGCGAACCGGAUCUGAAAUUAUAGAAGCGCAUCACCACAGACCUGAAACCCCGCCUCUCCGCCCCGACACGCCUGGCGGCGGCUUCCGAGGCCGUGGAGGCUAUAACACCGGUCGCGGUGGUUAUAAUGAAGCGCAGGCCGGCGCCAGCGCUUUGCCUCCUGAAGCCCACCACCGGCCCGGUACCCCAAGCGUCGUCCCACAUGAACAGAACAACAGACCAGGCACGCCGUCCAGCGCCGGCUUUACCGGCCGAGGCGGCUACAACGAGGUUCAAGGGCGCGGCGGUUACAACGAGGGGCGCGGCGGCUACAACGAGGAAGACGAUCGGCCCGGAACACCACGCCAACGUCCCUCAUCCCGCGCCGCCUCGCCAGCCACAGGCCGCCGUAAUGCAUCCCGCUCGCCUGCGCCGUCUCGCCGUGGUACGCUCACGCCGCUGCCGGGCAUCCGCGUCACGGAUGGGGAAGCGGUCAGCGUGGCGUCCGUCAAGCAUGAGCGUGCCCACAGCUCCACCGACGACUCCGUCGACGUCGACAACGACGCUGAGAUCAGCGACGGCGAUCUGAGCUGGGACUCCGAGCUCGACUUCACGGACUCGGAGAUGGAGGAGCUAGAGGCGGAGUUGCGGGCUCCGCUUCCUGGUGUGGGUGCUGGGUUGCCGCGGCCGGUGAUCGGUAGGCGGUGGAGGGAGCCGGAGCCGGAGGAAAGUGAAGAUGAGGUCGAGAGGGAUCCGUGGAAUGCGGUCUGUGUGGUUGGACUGAGGGUGUAUAGCAAGGAUACCCAGGUUAAGAUCGAGGUUGUGAAGCCGAAAGAGAAGGCGGUGGAGAGUAAGACGCUGGAUGUGGAUGAUAGGGAGGCGGACGCUACGAGAGGGCUUGGGAUGGAGGAGACGAGAGAUGGGGCUGAAGAGGAAGAGAAGGUGCUGGGGAGUGCGCCCGCUAAUGUUGAGGAAAAUAGGCAGGGGUAA